AUGAUUAAUAUUAAAUAAAUAAUAUAAGCAAUUAAAGGAUGUAUACAAAUUUUAAUAUUAAAAGAAAAUAUCUAAGACAUAAAAAAGUUUAACCCUUCAGCCGAGUAAGAGUGCAGUAAUUAGAAAAUGAGAUUAAUACAUUUGGCUGCCUCUAAUCCUAGUAUUGAAAUUUUAGAAUAUUUUAUUGAGAAAUCUUAAAAUUUAGAAAUCACAGAUUCUGUAUAAAAUUAAAUUUAUUACUAAGAUAGGAAGAACUCCUUUGCAUUAUGCUGUAAAUAGUGGAUAAUUAAAAAAUGUUGAAUUAUUGAUAAAAAAAGGAGCAAAGAUAGAAGCGUAAACAAUAGGAGGUGAUACCCCCUUGAUAAAAUCUGCAUUAUUAAAAAAUCAUGAAUGCUAUCGCUAUUUAAUUGGUGAAGGCGCAAAUAAAUUACAUCAAAACUGCAUUGGUCAAAGUGCUGAAUAAAUAUAUUAAUAUAAUUGA
Molecule: messenger RNA, 481 nt
Organism: Paramecium octaurelia
Lineage: Eukaryota; Ciliophora; Oligohymenophorea; Peniculida; Parameciidae
Source: the annotation of a GenBank genome assembly